GCGAGAGCCGCCGACCUUUGCACUCGCCUGGCUUUUUGUUUUGUAAGAUGGCGCUUACUAGAAGUUGUUUCAGGCUUCGGCAGCUAAGUGGUCAUAGCUUCUCCGAGUUUUUAUGCUAUCCGACAAUUUGUGUCUCGCAGCUUACUAGUCACCAGUUGUCACAAUUUUUCACAUCAGCGAAGAGGAGUACUUUAAGUUCAGCCAUCAUCUCAAAGGCCAAACGUUUGAAUGCAAAAUAUGAACGAUUUCUGGAAAGAAACUUUCCGCGUUUUUAUGUGAUCUAUUCAAACUUUUUUCGAGGUUUCCGUCUGUUGUAUCUUGACUUCAAGGAAGUUCAUGAAAUAAAGCAUAACAUGGCUGAUAAGGGACUAAAAUACAACCAGCUGCCUUACAGAAAAAUGGAAAAAUUAAGACAGUUUCGCAGAGAUGUUAUAAAGGUAAUACCUGUGGUGCUUCUCUCCAUUCCGCCAUUUGCAAAUUAUAUUGUCUUUGUAUUGAUGUAUUUCUUUCCACGUCAGUUUUUAAUGAGGCACUUCUGGACCCUUGAACAGCAGCUGGAAUAUAAAGAAACCUACCACUCAUUACGGGCUCAGGUUUACCCAGAUGCUGUGAGUGGCUUAAUCAAAGCAGCCUCAAAAGUUAACGACAAACAACUGAAACAUCAGCUUAUAAAUCUUGGCAACAAAGUUCAGGAAGGCAUUCACCCAGAAAUCUCCCAGCUACAUACAGUGGCAAGGCUGUUCUCCAGAAAACCACUACGAAUCCAUCAUAUUGAUUCACAGCAGGCGGAAGUCUUUAGUCGGGUAAUGUUUCUCACUCCACACAUGCCGUCCUUCAUCCUACGCCGUCGUCUCUGGAGCCACAUCAUGGAAAUUCGACACUUGGAUCAAGCAUUAAAUACCUUGGAAAUGCGUGACCUAUCGGAGGAUGAACUAAAAACUGCAUGUUAUGUGAGAGGCCUGAAUUCAGUGCACCUGAAUGCAGAGCAGUGCAAGGACUGGUUAAUCAAAUGGGUCCAACUUUCCAAGAGAUUAAAAGAUUCUGAAGCCUCUCUACUGUUACACAGCAUGGUACUACUUUCUGCAAAUUACCUCAAAAAACUUCCAGAAAAAAGCAAGUAAACAACAAAUGCAAAACUAAUGAGUGGCCAGCCAUACACGUUUACCCAAGACAUCUGUGCAUUGUGUUGUCAAGGAUUUCUUUUUUAGUGACAGACAAACUCUUGAAUGCAAAAGCUUGUAGCUAUUAACUUGCCUCCUGUGAUGCACUGAUUAUGCUUAGAGGGAGAUUCUCUCUGAGGAGGGAGCAAAGAUGUAUAUCAUUGUUUUCUCAUAGUAUAAAUGAAUUAAUUUAAAAGAAGCUAAUGUUUUCUGGACCAGUACUUUUUAUUUUAAAGCACGAAGGUAGUUUAUUGGAAUACUAUAACUUUUCCUGUCAUUCACAUAAAAUGACUUUUUGCUACAGGUUUUAAUCACUUUAAUCCAGAGGUUGUCAAAGUAACAGUGAACUUAGUUUUGCUGUUCUUUUUGACAGCGGGACUGCAUUUUCAGCCAAGGGCAGGUGCUGUUGAAAGAAACAUGGAUGUUCUAUGCUCACAGCCAUGAGUAAACAUUGUCACGCCGCCUGGCUUAAUAUUAAGUUAUAUCCAGUGUUGUGUAAUUCCUGCACUUGCAAUAUAGAUAGAGCAGGCUCACCACAGAAAAUACAGUCAAAUCAGUUCAAAUCUAAGUACUAUUUUAAAUGGAAAUAUAAGCGAUAAUUAUUUCUAGUCAAUCUGUCUAAAACUGACUAUUAGUCAUUAACCACUGGGAUCCCUCAAACCUUUUCAGGUUUAUAUUCAGAUUUUAUUUUUUGUUUUUAUUUUCCUCCUCUUCCUCCCUGCCCCGGGGUACUUGAUUUGACAUAGAAAUGUAUUAACUUUUAACAUGCACUGUUCUACUUUCUUUUAGGUGUUCUAUAUUUUAUCAUUUCUUCAUGUACCUUUCUAUCAUUAUCUGUCACUUCCAGCGAGUUGCCUUGUAAAGUAUCACUGAUUACUAUGGCAAAGGCACAUGGAAGUGUAACUUAACUAAGUGGUUGAUGUUAUGCUCAGAAACAGCACCUCCUUCCACCUGAGUAGAAUUAUGGUAGGCCCAGGUCAGUGGUGAAUCUGAAAGUCAGUUUAUAGUGUGGAUUUGUUUAUUAAGAAUUAGUCAAACUUACUGAAGGCUGUUCUCAUUGAUUGGACAAUCACCCAAAUGGCCCACGCCUAUUUCUUCCUAUCCCUUUUGCCUGCCCUUAAAGCAGUACCUUCCUCUUCUCCAUUCACUGCUCAUCACCGAGAACACAGUAGGUGGACGUAAGAGCAUUCUCUUGCCUGGGAGCCACCCUCAACCCCAGAAACAAUCAGAGUAAUGACGUUAAAUCAAAAAUAUGAAUACUGUAGAUGCUGAAAAUCUGUAACAAAACCAGAAUGACUUGUAAGACAUAGGAACAGAAUUAGGCCAAUUGGCCCUUCAAGUCUGCUCCAACAUUUCAUUAUACAUGCUUUUAUAUUCUAGCCCUCUGAAAGUGAAUGCUAACAUUGCAUUUGCCUUGCUCCACAAGGAUUCCCAAUUCCCUUUGCACCUAUGCCCAUGCACUUCCCUACAGUUUUUUUUUCAUAUGCCACUUCUUUGCCCAGUCUCCUCAGCUGUCUAAGUCCUUCUGCAGACUUCCUGCUUCCUCAACACUAUGUGCCCCUCCACCUAUCUUUGUAUUGUCUUCAAACUUGGCGACACUGAAUAGGCUGCACCAGGGAAAGCAGGAAACGGAAUUUGUGCUUCAGUCAAGUGAAGCAUGAUCCAUGGUUUAAACAUGUUAUUAGCACACUGACAUUUCUUUAAGAGCUAUAUAAUUUGUACUAAUAUAAUAGUUUUUUUUUGGUUUGGAUAAUGCUUCUUAAGUGUGCAGUUCGCUGUGUAACCAAAUGAUUCAGGAAUUCAAUGUCUUAGAUUGGCUAAAUUGCUCACUCAGUUGGGUCGAUGAAGCAAAGCAGUUCUAUUUAUCCUGUCUCCAAAAGGUCAUCUUUAAUUAAAGAAACUACCCAUUUUAAUAUACAGCAGCUUAAAAAAUCUGUAAUUAUCUUUUUAUCCUAUUAUAUUUGAGGUGUCAACAAUAUACCCAUUCCUUAAAAAUUAUUUUAAUCCUAAUUUUAAAUGUUCCCACAGUUUCUGGUACGCUUAUUGCUGAAUGUGGACUUUGAUUAAAUGUUAUUGCACUGUUAUUCAAGUGGUGAGACAUUGUUCUCUGCCAGCUAAACAGUAAGAUUAAGGCAUGAAGUGACACUUGGAUUCUGAUAGUGCAAAAAGAAAUGCUAGGUUUACCACAUUAUAUACUGUACUUUGUUAAAGGAGAUUUGUAUCUUAAAUUCAGAGCACUGACCUCUAUUACAGUAGAAAAUUGACCACCUUUCUGUCUUGAGGUAGGCUUCUAUCUGCAAAUUUUGUUACUUUACUGCAUUUUGAAUAUUUAGAAUACAUUGAAAUGACUGAUUUAUUUUCUCAAAGUUGCAAUCAAUGUUGUGGUGCUUUUUACCUUCACUUUCAAACUAUUAGCUGAAUGCUGUGCCCAGCACUGGUGCCAUUGAGUCCAAUAACAGUGAUGAUGAAAAUAGUCUGAAUGCCCAUCCUUCAAAAAAAAAGUUCAAAGCAGUCCUUCUAUAUUUACUACCACAAGCUACAUAAUGAAUUCGUGCAGAAAUGGACAGCUUGAUCUCUUACGAAGUUUGAGCAUGAACUAACAUGCUUGCUUAAGUCAGAGAUUCUAUAAACAGCCCUAUAUUGCACUGCUUUUAUAUUCUAGUACUGAUUAUUUUCUGUAUUUCCUUUUGAUUCUGCACUGCAAAGACAUUUAAGUUUACAUUUUAAUCUUGUUUUACUGUUAUUUAUUUUUGUUAAAAUGGAUUCCUUAAUUCAAUAAGUAUUUCUUAUUUGUAAAUAUACUUUAAAUGUGAUUAGAAUUGUCAAGGGGAUAUGCUUGUCAAUUGAGUGCAGUUUUGGUUAAUUUCAGUGUGGAGAAACUAUAAAAUCCAUUGUAUGGGAAUAAAAAAAAGUGUUGCCCCUUUUUGUCAUGGGAACCAAAGGUUUAAGGAGGAUCUCCAAAGAGGAAGUAGUAGAGAAUUUGCCAGAGUUUGGGCAAAUGAAUGGAGUGCAAUAAUUUAGAGUUUAAGGGUGGGCAUUACUUAUUUAUUUCAUGAUGCACCAGUUCUUGCUAUGUAACAAUUUGACAGAUUUCUACAUUAAACUCAAACUUG
Molecule: messenger RNA, 4273 nt
Organism: Hypanus sabinus (Atlantic stingray)
Lineage: Eukaryota; Metazoa; Chordata; Chondrichthyes; Myliobatiformes; Dasyatidae
Gene: letmd1
Product: LETM1 domain containing 1
Exons: 9
Coding region: 48-1121 (357 amino acids)
Biological process (GO): intracellular monoatomic cation homeostasis
Cellular component (GO): mitochondrial inner membrane
Molecular function (GO): ribosome binding
Source: RefSeq, a predicted model, not a curated record